Molecule: messenger RNA, 2845 nt
Organism: Bursaphelenchus xylophilus (pine wood nematode)
Lineage: Eukaryota; Metazoa; Nematoda; Chromadorea; Rhabditida; Aphelenchoididae
Source: the annotation of a GenBank genome assembly
AUGCGGCCUGAGCAUGACAAUUCAGGGACAAAGUAGGUUCUGAAAUUAUGAUGGUGUAUAAAAUAUGGCUGAUCGUUCUUUCAGAUCUCAAAGCCCAUACCGUCACAGAGCUUUCCGAGUUUCGGUCAAAACGAGUAAAUUCUGGCUGCGUAUUCUGAAACCGUGGAAAUGGAGAAGUUACCGGAAAAAGUAAGUUUCUUCUCAAACUGAGACCAGACUGUGUGACCUCAGAUCCGUUCUUUAUGCGGCUUGUAUCUUGUAGUUUCCGUCUAUUCGAUAUCCAAAUAGUUUUGGGUGCUCACAAAGUUUGCACAAAUUCUGCAGCGUUGUUUUGUGGAUAUCGGGUUUAGAAAAGAUUUUUUUUCUCUUCUUUAGAAUUGUAACAUAGUUCAGACUUGCGAUUAUUUUAGGAAAGCUGAUCUCAACUUGAGCAGAGCCAGCGACGACAUUAAGAACAGAAGUACCGAAGUCGGUAAGUUUUCAUAAUAUUAUGUCCCGUGAUUUGGGGGUUUUUUAUUCGUCUGAGGCCGUUUAAGCGGGGAUUUGUAUUAGUUUAAAGGUCGGGAGGCCAAGUAGCGAAGGCGCGGUCUGUUUGUCGGGGAUCUGCGUCAUUUUCUUUGUAUUUUCAGUCCCGAUCACCGGAUCCGAGCAGCCAGUCCCGGUGUCGAGCCAAACUCGGCCACUCUCUACUGUUUCCGUUUCCACUCAUCCAUGUGUUCCUGACGUUGAAGUGGUAAGAAAACAUCUUUUUGAUAAGAAUAACAUCCCUGGAAUCGCAUUACGUUUUGAGAUCAGCAGUUUUAAUAUUUGGAUUAGAGUUUUGUUGUUCUUUUUAGUUAUUCUUUAUGUUUCUACAUUCCCCGUAUAAUUAAUUUAAUUUAGACUCAAGCUGACGAGGCCAACACUGUUUUACUCUCCUCUCCUCAACACAAUAGACUCAGUGCAUCAGACUUUGACGAUUCCAUUGCGGAUAGUCCAGAUGCUGCAAUGAAUUUCACAUUGAUCAGAACAGUCCCGGUCUUUGAAGAAGUCGAGGCCUCAGAACCCGAUCUUCAAGCAAGACCGAAAAGACCAGUACUAAGAAGACCCGGACAACCAAGUAGAUUAAAAUCGUCAAGUUUAGAAGAUGAAGAAGAAGAUCAAAGAAGUGAAAUUGAUGAACAGGAGAGUGAAUUGGAGGAGAAUGAUGAGCAGAUUGAACAAUAUCAAAGUCCUUGGGACUCUGCCAAAUCUACGAAUAAAGCGAUUGCAUCCAGAAAAUCCCCUGACGGAGAUGAUCGAGACUCGGAGGAAGAAGACAGUGAAGAAGAAUACAAAAACAGUUAGGUUUCGUUACUAUGGCUUAACUUAAAUAAAAUUAUAGAUGCUUUUACGGCGAAAGUAAGACGAAGGGAUACCUUGGCAUUGAAGUUAGAUGUACCAGCACCUGUGGAUGACAUCCCCGACCAAACCUCGGACGAAAGAAAGAAGUUGAUGCACCGGGCUUCGAUUAAACUUGAAAGGUGGGUGGGUGGAUUAAAUGCCGGGGUUUUCCUGGAUAUCUUAUCUGAUUUUAUUUUUGGGGAUAGAGUUUGAUAUUUAAGAAAAAGGUGAUUUGUUUUUGAAAGCGAAUAUUGAGAAAUGAUGGGUGUGAGUGUUUAAGAUCGAGAACGCUGAGAUUAGAGAAGAGUGCGCCUUUCCUUCACUUUUAUUUAUAUUUGUUUCGAGAUAUAUUGUUUUAAAAAUUUUUAAUUGAGGAAGUAACCUUUAAUGUUUUGAACAUUUGAAUUUGAUUCGCUGUUUGAUCCGUGAUCCACUUGUGGACGUGCUUUGGGAAAGUGAUUGGAAUGUUGAGUGUCAGUGACAUUCUUCUUCACAUCUGUCAUGGGGAUGGUCGAAAGAAAGCGGGUUGUUCUUAGGACUUUAAGAGAAACGUUCAUUUUGCAGAAGGGGAGUGUUGCGUGAUUUCCUAGCAGAAGUUUUAAGAACUUGAAAUUAGAUACGUUCUCCUUUAUCGGGCGAGUUUUGUUGGGGAAAAUAUGCUGUUUCCUUGUAUGUUCUCCAGUUUUUGCCACGCUUUCUUCCCCUCUAAUUUUCACCUAUGCAGCUGUAGUAUUUUAAUAACACUGACGGUGUUUCUGUUUUUUACCUGUGCUCGCGAUCUCAGAUUGGUCUCGUCAAUUCCAUUUUGGUUCCGAAAAGACGAAAUAUAUUAGGGGAGUUUGUGAUGGAAGGAAAAGUAAGCGCAGGUCGCCUUCUUAUUUGUGCAGAAUCCGCUGAACACUUAGACAGUCGUGCUGGUCUUUGUCAUCAGUUUCAUUGGAAACCCAUUCAAUAACAUCCAUCUGAUUUCAGGAAACUUUCGGAACGUCCCUUAGCUCGCGAAUUGGAACAGAGGAACAUCCUGAAGGAUCAGCAAGCGGAGACCAUCUCUCGUCGGUCUAUGGAAGAGACCCGAAAGAUGCUUCUGAGAAAGGUAACAUCUUCUGUUAUUCGAAUAUUGCCUCUAAUUGUAAUGUUUGAUUUGAUUGAUGAUGUCUGGAUUGGUUUAUUAUUAGAUAUAUUUUUAGUUGAGUUUUCGACCCACUGUUCAAGAGUUGAAAGAUAAACAAAUCAUCAAGUUCAAUGAUUACGUGGAAGUCACGGAAGCCGAGAUGUACGAUCGGAAAGGAGAUAAACCAUGGACUCGGCUCACUCCUUCCGAGAAAGCCCUUAUCCGAAAAGAACUCAACGACUUCAAAGCGACGGAGAUGCCUGUUCAUGAAGAGAGCAAGAUGUUUACUAGGUAGGUCAAGGUUCCUUUUGUUUCUGAUGAUGUCACCAAUAUGUAUUGCAAGAUAUGAAUUGUAGAUUCCAUCGACCGUGA